This is a messenger RNA of Triticum dicoccoides, 2169 nucleotides long. Its product is annotated as dolichol kinase EVAN-like. The transcript is spliced from 14 exons. Gene Ontology annotation, biological process: dolichyl monophosphate biosynthetic process. The record is from RefSeq and is a predicted model, not a curated record. Bases 106 to 1806 code for a protein of 566 amino acids. Gene Ontology annotation, cellular component: endoplasmic reticulum membrane. Lineage: Eukaryota; Viridiplantae; Streptophyta; Magnoliopsida; Poales; Poaceae. Gene Ontology annotation, molecular function: dolichol kinase activity.
ACGCGGCGCGCGAGCGCAACCAACUGCUGGCCAGCCCGCCCAUCAUCGGCCGUGUCUCCGACGCCACUUCCCUCCCCGCCCGGAUCGGGCUCGCCGGCACCGCCCAUGGCGUCCUCCUCUGCGCUGCUCACGGGGGAGCGCCUCGUCGUCUUCCUCUUCGCCGCGCGCGUCGCGCUCGCUGCCCCGGCUCGCCUCGCGGCCCCGCUCGCGCUCCUCGCGGGGGCCGCCCUCGCCGUCGAGCUCGCGGUGGACCGCUCCGCCGCGGCCCCUUCCUCCCCGCUCCGCCGGUUCAGGACAAGGCCAGGUGCUUCAUCAGGCAUUCUUCUUGGCGCAACUACUUUGCCUUGUGUCAUGCUUGCACGGUUAAUCCAGCUUUCGAGGAUCUUACCGACAGAUCCUAAUGGAGCACAAGAAUUUGCAUACCUCGAAAUGCAGUAUUGGGCAGUAUCCAUCAGCUGUGUCAGUGUGCUGGCUUUCUUCCUUUGGCAUCUACGUCAGUCUGCCAACAAUGAGAUUUCUAAAACUUUGAAAUAUGGUUCAUUGAUGGUAGUUUUAUAUCUAGUGACAUUCUUGCUGUUCUUCCUAGUGAAGACUGAUGGAGGUCUGUUAGCGAUGACCAAAAAUGGGUAUCUGCUCUGCCAUGGAGUGGCUGCUGUGAUCUUGAUCAAGCACAUUCUAGAGAAGUUCCCUUCAUGUUCAUCUUUUGGGGAGGGACUUCUGGUGUCAAGUGGUCUCGUUGUUUACUUCGGUGAUAUUCUGGCUCGUACUCUUUCAAAGAUGGAGUUCUCUGCAUCACCAGGGGCAUUCAUACACACACCUGGAACUCAAAGCGAGAUAGCCACCGUUAUUCAGGGUUUUUUGCUUGGUCUCUUUCUACUUCCCUUGCUGUACAAAAGUUCUCUUCAAGUUUGGGUUUACUGUCGAACAUUGGGCAAGCAACGAACACAAGCAAUUGAGAAACGAGUAGAAAAAAGAGCAGGCUCUGCUGUAUUUUAUGUCUCGUUGUUGUUGGUGUUACUGUUCUUAGUGCCGUCAUGGACGCGGCUUGUUCAAGGUCUUGAAGUCCAUCCGUUUGUUUGGGUUCUUAACUACAUGUUCACCAAUUCAGAUGAACGGCUUCUUUUAUGCGCAUACUGGAUAUUUGUCAUAUGUGUAUCAAUUAGAAGGUUCUACAGUAUAUCAAAGCAAAGCAAAACAGAGAGAAUUCUUUUGCGCAAGUAUUAUCAUCUUGUUGCUGUCCUGAUUUUCUCUCCUGCCGUUAUAUUUCAGCCUGCUUUCUUGGACUUGGCAUUUGGUGCCGCAUUUGCUCUUUUCUUAAUACUGGAGAUGAUUCGUGUUUGGGAAGUAUACCCUCUUGGGCAUACCAUACAUCAAUUCAUGAACGCUUUCACUGACCAUCGCGAUUCUGAGAUUCUAAUUAUUAGUCAUUUCUCACUCUUACUGGGCUGCGCACUUCCUAAGUGGAUGUCAUCUGGAUUCAAUGAUCGACCCCUAGCCCCUUUUGCUGGAAUUCUCAGCUUAGGGAUAGGUGAUACAAUGGCAUCAAUGAUAGGGUACAAGUACGGUGUCCUAAGAUGGAGCAAGACAGGAAAGAAAACAAUUGAAGGCACGGCAGCAGGCAUAACUUCUGUACUGGCAGCCUGCUCAAUCUUGGUGACACUCUUAGCUUCAAGCGGAUACAUUCUUUCACAGCACUGGUUGUCACUUUCAUUAGCUGUGACUUUGAGCUUAUUACUUGAAGCGUAUACGACCCAGCUGGAUAACGCUUUCAUACCCCUUGUAUUCUAUAGCCUUCUAUGUCUAUAAAGCAAGAGCAACCUGUUAUACAUCCAACUGACCUUGAGGUCCUCUUUUUGGUUCCUGCUAAUAUAUAUAGUACAGCAAGGCAAUAGCUAGUCAUUUGAUCUCUUUGCCUCCUUGGUACUCCUUUGUACCACCUCUGAUCUAAAGUGUAGGCUUAGGUAUAAGAAUACGAAAAUAGAAUUAGUGAAUAUGGAGUACUUCAGUAGAGGACAUCUUUGGUACAGAUGAAGCUCUAUGCUGUAACUGUAAGUUUGUAACAGCAGCUUAUCUUGGAGUGGUUCCGUUCCAUCAACUCUUUUGAUCUUCUGUUGGGCGCAUCAAAAUACGAGUUGUAUGAAGUAAUGAUGAGUGUGGAUAUUAUGGUCA